GUUCCGAGUCGGGGACCGCGUUCGCCUUGCGGAACAAAAUACAUAUAAAAUAGGCCAACUUCCGGCCUUGUGACUUAGUCAGACGAUCCCCUUUCUCGUAUUUAAUCGUGAUGAGUCUGAACCGCUUUCUUCUGAACGCCUUCCAAGCCAGACGGGCUCCUACUCUUCAACGCACUUUCCACUCCACGACUCUAGCCACCAUGCCUCGCACCGCUGCGACAGAGAGCUUCAAGUUUAACCACACCAUGAUUCGUAUCAAGGACCCGAAGUUGUCCUUACCUUUCUACAUGGAUACCCUCGGCAUGGACCUUGUUUCUGAGCAAAACAUGGGUGACUUCACCCUUUACUUCCUUGCCUAUAAUUACGACGGGAUCGCCUCGCUCCCAGCUGAGCAGAAGGCUAAAGCUCGUUUCAACCGCGAGGGCAUCCUCGAGCUCACUCACAACCACGGCACCGAGUCCGACCCAAACUUCCAAGGCUAUGCCAAUGGCAAUUCCGAACCUGGUAGGGGUUUUGGCCACAUCGCUAUCACCGUGAACAAUAUCGAGGAGGCAUGUGCACGUUUUGAAAGCCUCGGGGUUCCCUUCAAGAAGCGUCUCACCGAUGGUAAGAUGAGGCACAUUGCCUUCAUCUUGGAUCCCGAUGGCUACUGGGUGGAGGUUGUUCCUCAGUCCUUGAGCUUGUAGAGAACGCUGUUGGACGAAUUGAAGCACUGGUAGUCGAGUUGAUAAAUUCAAGUUGUAUCCCUAGCACUCAUCUUGAAAGUAUGUGUCCAUAGACUUUCAAAUCACGCCUUGGAGUUGCAUACUAUCGGCGAUCGAUAAGUAUCCAAAGGCAACUCAUCACAGUGCGGUGUUCGACUCUGCUUGUCCAAGACCGCUGGGCGGACAAGGAGUUUCGAACCUGAAAUUUGAAGGCUCACGACUACGCCCCUGACAGUACCUAGUAGAUUCCAGAAUCAUCAUCGAUCAUGCUCCC
Molecule: messenger RNA, 978 nt
Organism: Suillus discolor
Lineage: Eukaryota; Fungi; Basidiomycota; Agaricomycetes; Boletales; Suillaceae
Product: Glyoxalase/Bleomycin resistance protein/Dihydroxybiphenyl dioxygenase
Exons: 6
Coding region: 111-686 (191 amino acids)
Molecular function (GO): lactoylglutathione lyase activity; metal ion binding
Source: RefSeq, a predicted model, not a curated record